AUGUCAGUGGUGAUGGAGAAGCAAAAUUCCCUUCCCAUAGAUAGAGCCGAUGCUGAAACAUGGAAUCGCGACCUGAUGGAAGCUUUCCGCCGGGCGCUGGAGAAGGACCCCGCAGUAGACCUUCUAUCCGUUGUCGGGAAGAGAUAUGUCGCUGCACAUCGUGCUUGUCAAUACGCGGGUCUUUCUGAGGCCGCUCGGCUAAACUUCGAAACCGUUGAUUGUCUUCAAGAUGGGGCACUUUCCCGGCCCGAAAUCAACUUGCGCGACAUUUUCCCCACGGACUACGAUCGCCUAUACAGAUGGGCCAAGCCCAAGAAAGAAGAAGAGGCCAUAUCCCUACAAAAUCCUCCACCAGCGCGGCAGCUAAAACAGCCUCUCGACUGGCUUCGCAAAAAAAUUGAACCUGUCAACACCGCUAGCAUCAUCUACCCAUUAUCUGCCCAGUCGUCAGCGCUCCUCAAUCAGCCCCUUACGGCGGUGGACGGUUCCUCUGAGACAUCAUCCCUUACAGCAGCUUUGAAAGACCUGAUCUUGAACUCCGACAUAAUUUUCGAACUUAGCAUUAGACAUGGUGCUGUCAUUAGGUGCAGUGACGACCUUGUUAUCAAGACCUUUCCCAGCAGUCGAGAUCUUACCGAAUACCACAAUCUCCAGUAUCUUGCUGAACAUACCACCGACCUACCAAUCCCUAAGCCCCAUGGUCUCAUCAUGCUUGGCAAUAUUGGUGUUAUGUUCAUGUCAUAUGUUCCAGGGACUGCUUUAGACAAGGUAUGGUCACGCUUAUCCCAUCAAGGGAAAUUAUCCAUACAGAAACAACUGGACGAUAUAUUCUCUCGCCUCAGAGGCCUACGCCAGGAUGAUGGAACUGAACUUGGGGGCGUACGCGGGGAAGGAGUCAAAGACUACCGAAUUAUGGAAACCCUAGCGUAUAAAGGCAUAACCACAGCCAAGGAGUUUGACCAGCUGCAGUUCUCGGCAAAGCAUCGCGCUAGUCCUUCCUACGUCAAGUUACUUCGGUCUUUCUUGGAUAAGGACAACGAAACUCUGCAGGGGUCCGUAUUCACGCAUGGCGAUUUGAAGAAAUCCAAUAUCAUGGUGGAGGAAGAUCCGGGAAAUGCAGAUCUCUUUGUGAUUACCGGGAUUAUUGACUGGGAGGAUGGCGGCUUUUACCCUGAGUACUACGAAUCCACGACGCUGUCGAAUGGACAGAGUAUUAUGUCUGACGACGAUUGGUAUCUGUAUACCCCACACUGUAUCUCGCCCUUACGGUUCCCUGUACGCUGGCUAGCUGACCGACUUUGGGGUAAUCUUUUAUGGAGCUGGAGGACUGAUAUAGUACGAUAA
Penicillium vulpinum is the source of this 1344-nucleotide messenger RNA. Its product is annotated as aminoglycoside phosphotransferase family protein. NCBI's taxonomy places the organism in Eukaryota, Fungi, Ascomycota, Eurotiomycetes, Eurotiales, Aspergillaceae. The record is from RefSeq and is a predicted model, not a curated record. The transcript has a single exon. Bases 1 to 1344 code for a protein of 447 amino acids.